AUGGCUGACUUACCUGCUGAAAGAGCCACACCUGCAGCUCCGUUCGAGUUCACUACAGUCGACCUCUUCGGACCGUACCUUGUCAAAGAUGACAUCAAGAAACGGGCCUCUCCAAGCGGUGAGAUCAGAACAUUUGACUUUGCGAACUACCCUUACAAGAGACUCAGAGAGAUGCAGAACCAGGACCGUAAGCUGACCAAGGCGGAGCAGCAGCGUUUUAAGGAGGAGGCAGAGAUGCUGAAGGGCCUCCAGCACCCUAACAUUGUCCGUUUCUAUGACUCCUGGGAGUCAGUGCUGCGAGGGAAGAAGUGCAUCGUCCUGGUCACCGAACUCAUGACCUCGGGAACCCUCAAAACGUACCUGAAGCGCUUCAAGGUGAUGAAGCCCAAGGUCCUGAGGAGCUGGUGUCGUCAGAUCCUGAAGGGCCUUCACUUCCUCCACACCCGGACCCCUCCCAUCAUCCACAGGGACCUCAAGUGUGACAACAUCUUCAUCACCGGCCCUACCGGCUCCGUCAAGAUCGGAGACCUGGGAUUAGCCACUCUUAUGAGGACCUCCUUCGCCAAAAGUGUCAUAGGUACCCCUGAGUUCAUGGCUCCAGAGAUGUACGAGGAACAUUAUGAUGAGUCUGUGGACGUUUAUGCCUUUGGGAUGUGCAUGUUGGAGAUGGCCACCUCAGAAUACCCCUACUCAGAGUGCCAGAACGCUGCGCAGAUCUACCGCAAAGUCACCAGUGGUAUAAAACCAGCCAGCUUCGAUAAAGUCAACGACCCAGAGAUCAAAGAGAUCAUCGGGUGCUGCAUCCGCCAGGACAAGAGUCAGAGGCUGUCCAUCCGGGACCUGUUGACCCAUGCGUUCUUUGGGGAGGACACAGGGGUGCGUGUGGAGCUGGCAGAGGAAGACACGGGCUGUCAGGACUGCCUGGCCCUCAGGAUCUGGGUGGAGGAGCCAAAGAAGCUGAAGGGAAAACACAAAGACAAUGAGGCCAUCGAGUUCAGCUACGACCUGGAGAACGACAGUGCAGAGGAGGUGGCUUCGGAGAUGGUGAAGUCAGGCUUCUUCCACGAGAGCGACGCUAAGGUGGUGGGUAAAUCCAUCCGCGACCGCGUCACGCUCAUCAAGAAGUCCCGUGAGAGACGCCAGCAGCAGCUGCUCCAACAGCAGCAAGGCUUUGAUGAGAGACGGGACUCCACCCUCACCUCCUCCACCUGCUCUCACCUCUCCUCCCUGGGGCCUGGGGUGGCUGGGCUGACAGGGGGAGGUGGGGGAGGA
This is a messenger RNA of Salvelinus namaycush (lake trout), 1272 nucleotides long. RefSeq names its product serine/threonine-protein kinase WNK3-like. Gene Ontology annotation, molecular function: ATP binding; potassium channel inhibitor activity; chloride channel inhibitor activity. Lineage: Eukaryota; Metazoa; Chordata; Actinopteri; Salmoniformes; Salmonidae. The record is from RefSeq and is a predicted model, not a curated record. The transcript is spliced from 7 exons. Gene Ontology annotation, cellular component: cytoplasm; cytosol. Gene Ontology annotation, biological process: positive regulation of potassium ion import across plasma membrane; protein phosphorylation; intracellular signal transduction. The annotation marks the transcript as partial.